AUGCGCGCCACCGCAGCGACCCGCCGCCUCUCCGGCGACACGACCCACUUCGGCGAGAAGACCGUGCCAAAAGAGGCCAAGGAGGGCCUCGUGCGCGGCGUUUUUAGUUCCGUCGCGUCGAACUACGACGUCAUGAACGACUUCAUGUCCGGCGGGCUGCACCGCUUCUGGAAGGACGACUUCGUGGGGCGGCUCGGCCUCGGCGCCGUCGCGCGGGCCUCCGGCGAGGCGCCGCGGUGCCUCGACGUCGCCGGCGGCACGGGCGACGUCGCGUUCCGCGUCGCCGAGGAACUUUCCGCGUGGCUGCCGCCGCUCGCCGGCGGCGCGCCGCCGCCGCUCGUCGUGUCGGAUCCUAACUCGGAGAUGCUCGCCGUGGGCCGCCAGCGCGCGGCGGAGCGGGGCAUCGCCGAGGCGUGCAUGGUCUUCGAGGAGGGCAACGCGCAGUCCUUGCCGUACGCCGACGACAGCUUCGACUUCGUGACCAUCAGCUUCGGCCUGCGCAACGUCACGGACAUCGACGCGGCCCUCGUGGAGAUGCGCCGCGUGCUCAAGCCCGGGGGCCGCUUCGAGUGCCUCGAGUUUUCCCGGGUCCAGCACUCGUCGCUCCGGGCCGUCUACGAUCUCUACAGCCGCGUCGUCAUCCCCGAGCUCGGCCACCGCGUCGCCGACGACCGCGCGUCCUACGAGUACCUCGUCGAGUCCAUCCGCAAGCACCCGGCCCAGCUCGAGCUGCUGAGCCGCGUCGCCGCGGCGGGCUUCACGUCCGCGGCGGUCCGCGACAUGACGUUCGGCGUCGUCGCGGUCCACAGCGGCUACAAGCUGUAA
This is a messenger RNA of Aureococcus anophagefferens, 825 nucleotides long. RefSeq lists its product as hypothetical. Gene Ontology annotation, molecular function: methyltransferase activity. Lineage: Eukaryota; Pelagophyceae; Pelagomonadales; Pelagomonadaceae. Gene Ontology annotation, biological process: ubiquinone biosynthetic process. The record is from RefSeq and is a predicted model, not a curated record. The transcript has a single exon. Bases 1 to 825 code for a protein of 274 amino acids.